Molecule: messenger RNA, 1134 nt
Organism: Saprolegnia diclina VS20
Lineage: Eukaryota; Oomycota; Saprolegniomycetes; Saprolegniales; Saprolegniaceae
Exons: 8
Coding region: 1-1134 (377 amino acids)
Biological process (GO): protein palmitoylation
Cellular component (GO): Golgi membrane
Molecular function (GO): protein binding; palmitoyltransferase activity
Source: RefSeq, a predicted model, not a curated record
AUGACCGACGGCAGCUACGACGACGAGGCGCGCCAGCUCGCCAAGUGGAAGCGACGCAUCGCCGAGAACAAGUACAUUCGCGAGCGCGGCCUUCUCGAGCAGUCCAACCUUCUCUCGUAUGCGAUGCACAAGCUGAGCCACCAGCGCGUACCGCUGAGCCUCAGUGACCGCUUUACGAUCUGGCGCUUGCUCCAGCGCGGCUACGAUGUCAACGAGCGCGACGACUCGGGCGUCCCCCCCAUCGUCCACGCGGCUGCGCAUGGCUGGCUCUUCUUCGUGCACAUGUUUUUAAACUACGACGGCGACAUCAACGUGACGUCGACGAUUCAAGAGACGGCCGUGUGCGCCGCGUGCCGACGCCAGCGCUCGGCACUUCUUCGAUACCUUGUUUUGCGCGGCGCCGACUUGGACGUGUGCGACAAGUCGGGGUUUUCGUGUCUUCGGUGGGCUACCAAGCACCAAGACGUCGGGAUGCUCAAGCUACUCUUACGCUACGGCGCGUCCGUCACAAAGGACUGCGGUACGUCCCAGAACUCGGCCAUGGACUGGGCGCGCGACUACCAGAACGACGCGAUGCUAGCGCUUCUUGAGCGGGCCUUGCUCAAAGAGAAGAAAGCGACACUCGCCAUGCUCGAAGCCAAAGGAUCCACAAAGACCAUACGGAAACGUGCCAAAGAGGCGGCGACCACCGAGGUAGCGCCAGAGAUCGUUGUCAAGACACUGUGCGCAGAAGAACGCCUCGAGGAUACAGCGUUGAGUGUGCGCGAGCGUCGGGCACGGGUGCGUCGCGACCAGCAACAGCGCGACCGUAUCGAAGCCCACGAGCGGCACGCAAAAGCGGCGUUCCAAGCGCGGACCCAAGCCGUGAUUCAGUCGCUUCGGCCGGUCGAGCACCAUAGCACGGGCGUCAUCGUGGCGAUGGAGACAGAGUGGCGCAAGGUCAAGUCCAUGCACUGGCAACUAUGCCCGCUACCGCCCAAGGUCGACACGCAGACACAAGCGUUUGUAGACCUCAAGCGCAUCCAGGACCUUGCUUGCGCUGCCAGCGAUGACAUCCUGGACGACCCUCCGACACCGCGCCUUCCAAGGCAAAAAGCGCCUUCCAUGGCUUUCUACUGCCCAACGUCAAAGUAA